Molecule: messenger RNA, 1728 nt
Organism: Penicillium pulvis
Lineage: Eukaryota; Fungi; Ascomycota; Eurotiomycetes; Eurotiales; Aspergillaceae
Product: putative triacylglycerol lipase (LipA)
Exons: 8
Coding region: 1-1728 (575 amino acids)
Source: RefSeq, a predicted model, not a curated record
AUGCAUCUCUUGGCCUUAUGGCUGUCCCUCGCUUCAUUGGCAUUCUCCACCCCUCUAUCAACGAGGAAGACAAGUUCCAAUGAACCGCCAACGGCUACACUCACUUCCAGCAAUGCACAUAACAAAACAAUAUUCGUCGGUCGUACCCUUCCUGAGUUCAACCAAGAUCUCUUUCUAGGUGUCAAGUUUGCCGAUGAGCCAGUCCGUUUCACACCAGCGGAACUGAAGGCCAAAUACGCGUCCAGUGAUAGCGACUCCGGGGCAUAUGACCUUUCUGCAGCUGGUAUCGAGUCUCACGCUGGUGAAGUUUAUUACAACGCAACUGAGUACGGAUACGAUUGUCCUGGAUAUGGAUCCGACACCACGAAUCUGGUCAACCAGGGCCUUGUUACACUGAACGAGGAUUGUCUAAAUUUGAACGUUAUCAGGCCCCAAAAUGACAGUGAAGAGUCUUUACCGGUCCUCCUUUGGAUCUUUGGGGGUGGAUGGCAACAAGGAUCUACUGCUGAUCCAAGGUACAACAUGAGUUAUAUAAUUCAGCAGAGUGCAGAGAAUGGCAAGCCAGUGCUUGGUGUUUCAAUAAACUACCGGCUGGCUGCCUUUGGAUUCCUGGACUCGAAGGAAGUGCGAGCUGAAGGAAAUACCAACCUUGCACUACGAGACCAGCGCAUUGCCAUGCACUGGGUCAAAAAGAAUAUUGAAGCCUUUGGCGGUGACCCCAACAAAGUCACUAUAUGGGGCGAAUCUGCCGGUGCUUACAGUGUCGGAGAUCAUUUAGUCACCAAUGGUGGUGAUAAUGAAGGCCUUUUCAGAGCUGCCAUAAUGGAUUCCGGGAACGCCGUUGGACCUCCAUACAACGGGACCGAAUGGCACCAACCGAUGUAUGACGGAAUUGUCGAGCGAGCCGGGUGCUCAAACACCACAAACACCCUCGAAUGCCUCCGUGAUCUCCCAUACGAAACUUUUUAUAGCGUUGCCUACGCUGGCCUGGAGUGGUUUGCCACUAUUGAUGAUAUAUUCAUUUCACAAUACCCACAAAUCAGUUAUCGAGAGGGCAAAAUCGCCAAGGUUCCCAUCCUUCUAGGUACCAAUACCGAUGAAGGUACCAGCUUUGGAACAACGGGAGUCAACACGGAUGAAGAGGCUAUUGCACAGCUUGUCUCCUCGAAGCGGUGGGUACUUUCCAGUGAAGAAGCCACUGAUAUCUUGAGCUACUAUCCUAAUAUUUCUGCUAUCGGUUGCCCUUACGGUUGGGGCAACACCACUUGGCCUUCUUUAGGCUAUGAGUACAAGCGAUAUGAAUCCAUAGCCGGAGAUCUGUGCAUGGUUGCGCCUCGCCGAAUGCUGGCGCAUACUAUGUCGGAUUUCGAGAAUAAUGUGUUUUCAUACCGAUGGGACGUGGCCGCUUUGAACACUAGUUCAUUGAUCGGGGUGCAGCAUUUUGCAGAGAUCCCUUUUGUCUUCGCGAACCCAGUCCAAAAUAUCACCUCUCUGGGAGCAGAUUUACCUGGCCGAUUGGCACUUGGACAAAUGGCUGCACGGAUGUGGACUUCUUUUGCCGCAGAUUUGAAUCCCAAUGGUCAUGGAAUACCGAACAUUCCGACUUGGCCCCAAUUCUCAUCGCAAGCCACUAACUUUGUCUUCCGUCUUCCGCGGGAUGAGAGCUACAUUGAAUCAGAUGAUUACCGUGUCGCAGGAAUGCAGUAUAUUAACAGCAUUGCGCGGUGA